Cydia pomonella (codling moth) is the source of this 9346-nucleotide messenger RNA. RefSeq names its product ankyrin repeat domain-containing protein 50. The transcript is spliced from 42 exons. The record is from RefSeq and is a predicted model, not a curated record. Bases 2592 to 8282 code for a protein of 1896 amino acids. Lineage: Eukaryota; Metazoa; Arthropoda; Insecta; Lepidoptera; Tortricidae. Gene Ontology annotation, molecular function: protein binding.
UUAUCAGAAAUCAGAAAUCAGAAAUCAUAGCAUUUAUUCGUGAUAAACUAUGACAUACAAAAGUAUAACAACAUAACAAAAGGAAGAAAUAUAGAAUAAAUAAAUAGUUUACCACGAAAUGGUCCCGCCUCAGCAUUAAUGCUAACCCAAAAGUCAGCGCUGAUCUUCCGGCGAGACCAUUUGUGGGUCACGAACGCAGCUGUACGACACGGCAUAAACAUAAAACAUAAAACUGAACGCGGCUUUGCGGCGGCGAAAGGGCGGCGAUCAACGCCAUCUAGUCUGACGGCGAGACGUCAUGAUGAGAAAAGAGGCCAUGUCGUACGCGUGCUGAUAGAUACAGAUAACAACGAUAACAAGACCAUUUAUUACUUACUUUUUAGUUUACUACUUACUAGCAUCAGUGCAAAACAUGAACGAAAAUAAACGUGUUUACAUGGCAAGAAAUUAAACAGACAUUCAAUUCAAUCUUACAAUAUUAAAACUAAGGAUACCACCUAGGUGAUUAAGGUUUUAUAACUACCAUAACAAUGUGUUAACUUCGCCAAAGUGAGAGUGUUUACCCAUGAAUGAUAAUAAAAAAUAAUCAAAAUAAAGUAAAGUAAAGCUUGGCUCUUCGGUUACAAGUUGUGUACAUUAAGAAGAUAAAAUAACAUAAAUAACAUAAAUAUCACGCACAACGGUGACGCAAGAGUUGCAAAGCAGCGAUAAAACAAAUGACAACUAACAACAUUAUAACAUUAUACAUUAUGACAUUAUACAGACACAUUGACUGAAACGUGAGGAUAGGACAGAAAAACAGGUAAAUAUAUUAUAAUAUUAUCGAUUGGAGUUGCUCACAAGUACAGAAGACAUACAAUUAUUGGAAUAAAAACAAUAUUAAAAAAAACUAGUGUCCUGUCUUAAAGUCUCCUGUUGCCGCUGGUGUUGUAAAGUAGAUAGCUUAAGCUUAGUUUUAAAAGUCACUAUAUUUUGUAGGUUUCUGAGCGGUGGAGGAAUGUUGUUCCAGCAUUUGGUUGCCAUGUACCUAAAGCUCCCACGAAAUGCUGCUGAAACAUGUUGAGGUGUCACCAACUGCACACUGCAAUUACGCUUUGCCACUAAUUUUACCACUUUGGAAGUGUCUCUCGCGCAAACUAUUCAUUUUAGAAAAAAAUGAUAUUAGAAACCUCAAUAUCAUUUUUGAAGACCUAUCCAUAGAUACCCCACACGUAUGGGUUUGAUGAAAAAAGAUUUUUUGAGUUUCAGUUCUAAGUAUGGGGAACCCCCAAAAUUUAUUGUUUUUUUUUCUAUUUUUGUGUGAAAAUCUUAAUGCGGUUCAUAGAAUACAUCCACUUACUAAGUUUGAACAGUACAGCUCUUAUAGUUUCGGAAAAAAGUGGCUGUGACAGAAUCGGACAGACAGACGGACAUGACGAAUCUAUAAGGGUUCUGUUUUUUGCCAUUUGGCCUUUGCCUAAAAAGGCGCGACAUUCAAAUUUUCUAUGGGCUUGACCUAAACCACAACCUAAACCUUCGCGCCUACACUUUUUAAAUUUGCCGCCUUUUUCUUCUGACAAGGUCGCCGUGCCAGAGUAUACCUAACUUCGCAAAUGUGAUAUCUACAAAAGCGAGAUAACCACGCCAUCUAUUUUUGAAUUGCAACAUUAAGUAUAAACAGCGCCAUCUAUUGCUCAGUAGCUACACUAAGUGUAAAGCUAACGAGCAUGGGUAUUUUAUAUUCAUAGGUUUUAAUUAAUGAUCUGUGAUUUAGUACUCAUAUUUUGAAUUAAUUUAUUGAGACAAAAAAAAUAUCGCUACACACACUAAUAACAUAAAUUAAUUGCAUCUAUUUUUAACCAUUGCAAUAAAAUUUAGUAGCAAAGGGUUGCCUUGUCAUUGCAGUAUUAGUUGUAGUGGUAAUAUUUUAUUCUCAUUACUAUCAUAUUUUUGCUCUACUAAUUUGCAAUUUCUUCUUGUUUAAUACCUAAAUACCUUGCGCAGUUUCAUAAUUUCUCAAGUAAUUAGUGGUAAAAAUAACAAGUAGUAAGUUUUGUUUUUUGACGCUGUCAACAUUUUUAUAUCGCUACAAUUUGUUGUAUACUAUAGUCUCAUCUACUUUACGCUCGUCUCAUUUAUUUUGUCUUCGUAUCGUAUUCCUUGAAUUAAAGCUUUCUAUAAACAUUUCUCGCCGCGAGUGUGUGUAGUGUGCCUCAGUUUUAACAAUAAACGAUGAACGCGUUUACUGGUAAAAGAUAGAAAAACGUCAAUACAUAUAAUUUUUCAUACAUCAUACUCUUACAGCGUCUAACAUGUGAUUCCUAAUGUAAAUAAUUAAUUGAUAUUAUCGCACAAAAUGGACGUGAAAGGUUGUAAUCGUGGGUGUAAAGUGAAGUGACGUCUUUUCGGUUCAUUGCUCUUAUAUUUAUGUGUAGUUAUCAGUGUUUUUUUAAGAGACUAAAACACUUUCCUUGGCCUGGCUUCAGCUUCAGGUUUUAAAAAAAUUCACCGCAGCCACCAUAGCCCCUGUGAUAUGCAGCCUAUCGUUCCUCAAUCGUACUGUCAAUUACCAAAGCUAAACCUCUAGAUAUAUUAACCAAAGCUAGUGUAAGAUGUCGAAUCACAUGCCGAUCUAUAGUCAGGUAGUCCCUAAAUCACAAUACCGUAAAACGAAACCGGUCAGCACACGUGAACGCCCCCAGAACUUGGCGCGGACCGAUUUCGACCCCUUGAACUAUAACCACGGGGGCAACUUCCAACUCCUCAACGCUCCGCUGGAGGUGAAGAUGGAUAAGGAGAAGAAAGAGAGAAGAGAUAGGGGAGAAAGAGAAAGGGACAGAGGGGAAAGGAGGAAGACGCAGCGAGCGGACACGAAUGAUGGAAAGGUGGAGGCAUAUUUGAGGCAAAACCAAGUGAGCAUACGGCAGCAACAACACAGACACUCGGCGGUGAGGCAAGCCGAACACAGAGUCAAUUUGAGAUCUCUUCCGCUAAACGAGAACGCUAUAUCUCGAGAUCGCGGCCAUGACAGAACACCGACCGAACGGCACCGAGGUUUCGAGCGAGAGAGGGACAGAGAACGGGAGAGGGAGCAUCGACGGGAAAGAGAUAAGGACAGGGACAGGGAUAGAGACAGGGAACGGGAUGAGUUUGAUGGUUUUCUUGAACGUGAGCGAGAGAGAGAACCGAGAGAGCAUCGCCGCGAGAGAGACAAGGAUAGAGAUAGAGACAGGGAGAGAGAUUUGGAGUUUGAUGGAACACCUUUAACUCCGCCAUCAUCCAGACCAGUCCGCAAGUCGUCGUCUGCACACCGCGUCACCGAAACCAUUUCGGCAGACAAGAGGAGGUUCUUCUGUCGCGAGUGGGCGUUUCAGAAGAUUGCACACUGUUUGGAGCAGAGACCUGCUAGUAAGGCGUGCGGGGCUCUCAUAUUAGGUGAUGCUGGCAGCGGGAAAACGGCGUUAUGUCAGGAGCUAAGUGAUCCCGGGCAAGGGCCCCAGGCUCGCCAACAGAGGGCGCUGAACAGAAGACUGCUGGCCAGGCAUUUCUUGCAGGGGCACAGCGAAAGCAGCCUCCGUCCGGGCGAGUUCAUCCGCUCCCUGGCUAUGCAGAUUCUGAGCCAAUCGUCGCGCCGGCCCCGCGCCGACACGAGCGAGAGAGAUGCCUCCCCUAGGGAUUGUGACGGACGCAAUUCCGAUGAGGAGCGAUUGAUCAGCAAAUUUCAAGAGCUGGGCGAUGAUGGGGAAGAUAGCUCCAAACCUCUUCUCGCUGAUAGUGAAGAUCAACGGACGGAUGAGGAAGAUGGCGGCGGGCGGCGCGCGCGCACCAUCGACCGCAUCCACGAGCGGGACGCGUACACCGACGCCAUGGCCGACACACCUGCUGACAAUGUGCCAGAAAUCCUACCCCGCUCCAGCGUAAAGACAACCAACCCGUUCGCAACAGACGAAAAAGAUAACCCUCUAUACGAGAACCACGAAAACCUGUUCCUGCGCAACAUUUCCCAACGCCAAUCCAAAGAAAUACGCAACUCAAGGCUUCUUCGUCAAAGCUCAGAGCCGCUGACCGAGAAAAAACCAAGCGUUCUACAUAAAUCUUUAUCUACAGAGCAAAAAACUGAUAGUAACAGUGAAAACGAAAAGACAAACAGUCCUCCUAAAUCAAGAAUACCGGUCGCCAAUUUUAAAUACCCAAAUAAAAGCGAGCUCAAACCUAACUCUGUUGAAAAUUCGCCGCAGAAGUCGAAAGAAGUUAAAGAGUUGCCGGAAUAUCAGAAUGUUCUAGAACGAGAGAAAAAAGAAGAUGAUCCACCGCCAAUACCUUCUUUACCAGUUAGUCCAAGGACAUUAAUAGCUAAUGCUUAUUAUGAUAAAUUAUUGGCUGAACCGGAGAUCCAGCAAGCAUUGUUGCCUCAUAAUUUGGAGAAGAAUCCAGAUGAGUGUUUUAAGAAGGCGUUAUUGUUUCCGCUGUUGGAAAUAGAUCCUCCCAAGCAGUGCUUGUUUUUAUUGGUGGACGCUAUUGAUGAAGGACUCAAUGGACAACCGCCAGAGCGAGACAGCACGACGGAAUCCCGCACUGUUGCCGCUCUCCUCUCUCGUCACCAGCACCUGUUCCCGCAGUGGCUGCUGCUCGUCUGCUGCGCCAGAAGACAAAGCAAGAGUCUCACCAAGAUGUUUACAGGAUUCAGGAAGAUAACGUUGGAUGAGCUACAGCGAGCCCACGUGUCGGCCGACGUUCAGAGAUACGUUCUGUCUCGUCUUGAUACGGAGCCCAGACUCAGAGCGCGCGUGUCGCACGACGCCAGCGCCGCCGCGGCGGCCGCGGCCGCGCUCGACCACCUGCGCAUCAAGAGCGACGGCUGCCUGCUCUACCUCGAGAAGGUGUUGGACGGAGUGGUAGACGGCUUCAUAGCGCUCCGUGAAAUCAAAGAGAUACCAGGUACACUCAACGGGCUGUAUCUAUGGCUGGCUCAGCGGCUAUUCCAUGGACGGCGAUUUACUAAGGUCCGUCUACUGCUAGACGUGUUGCUGGCCGCUCGCUGCGGCGUCACAGAGGAAAUGUUAUACAAAUGUCUUCUCACCAAGGAGUACAGUGUUACUAGAGAGGAUUUCAACAGACGCCUGCAUUUGCUUAGAAGAAUACUAGUAAUGGAGCGUUCCACCGGCUACCUAUCCAUCUUCCACCACUCGUUCGCCGUGUGGCUGCUAGACGUGAAGCACUGCACGCGGCGCUACCUCUGCUGCCCGGCUGACGGUCACGCCGCUCUUGCUAUGUAUUACACCCUUUUAGCAAAAAGAUUGAGCGCUCUGGAAAUACACAACUACGUGUUCCACAUGACUAGUUUGGAACAACAUAUGGCCGCACAGAAGAAAAAGGCGAACGACCAAGAGGAAGUGAUAGAUCUCCACACACUGGUACUCUUAUGGGUACUAGAUUCAGGCUGCGACGUGGAGUCGGCAUUGCGGCGAGAAAACGAUACUAUGCGACAUCUAGAGAUAAUCGACAUUCAGAAAACUGAUAGUAAACCCGAGGAUAAAGAAGGUGACCCUGAGUCCGAAGGCAAGGAUUCUAUUUCUGACCCCUCAGCCUUAGAGUCCAUCAUGCCCGAGCUGAUAUCAGGCAACACCGAUGCCAGAUGGCCUCACGACAGGCGUGUGCUUCGCGCGCUUUUAGAACUGAGCCGGUCUGAUUCCGCGCCGGGAGAGACUACAGAGGAAGUACCUGAUUUGCUAUCCUUGGAUGCGGCCAUAGAAACAGAUGUGCUAGCGCCGGACGUGGAAUCCGAAGAGCCGGUCGUCAUUGAUCCGAAUGCAGUGUUUGAAUUAGCGAGUAGAGGUGAAGAUGAAGCGUUAACAGCAUUGUUGAAGCGCUGCCCGGAGCUAGCACUAGUAACAGACGCGACGGGUGGCACCGCGUUACACGCCGCAGCACGCGCUGGUCGCGCGUCAACUUGUUGCGUGUUGCUACGCGCCGGGGCUAGACCUGACGCUCCCGACGCUGACGCUUGGAGCGCGUUGAGGGCUGCGGCCUGGGCGGGACAUACUGAGGUGGUCGAGGUUCUACUCGAGUUUGGAUGCGACGUAGAUUGCGUUGAUGCAGACAACAGGACGGCUUUAAGAGCGGCGGCGUGGUCGGGCCACGAGUGCGUGGUGGCGCGGCUGCUGGCGGCGGGCGCGGCGCCGGACCGCGCGGACGCGGAGGGCCGCACGCCGCUCAUCGCGGCCGCCUACAUGGGCCACGCCGACAUCGUGCGCGCGCUGCUGGACGCCGGCGCGAGCGUCGACCAUGCUGAUGAAGAUGGUCGAACAGCACUGUCAGUAGCGUCUCUCUGCGCUUCCGGAGCUGCUUGCGCGGCUCUUCUUCUAGAAAGAGGUGCGGACGUUUCCCGCUGCGACCGCGACCGCGCCACUCCUUUACUAGUCGCCGCGUUUGAGGGGCAUACUGAAAUCUGCGAGCUCCUACUAGAACACGAAGCGGACAUCGAGGCGCACGACGUGCUCGGGCGCACCGCGCUGUGGGCCGCCGCGUCCGCGGGCCACGCGCGCGCCACGCGGCUGCUGCUGUUCUGGGGCGCUUGCGUGGACUCGAUGGACCGGGAGGGACGGACUGUGCUAACUACAGCUGCGGCUCAAGGCAACGUGGAAGUGGUUCGGCAGCUCCUAGACCGAGGCCUAGAUGAACAUCACAGAGAUAACUCCGGGUGGACACCGCUGCAUUACGCCGCUUUUGAAGGUCACAUAGAAGUAUGCGAAGCCCUACUAGAAGCGGGCGCCAAGGUGGACGAGGCGGACAACGACGGCAAGGGAGCGCUGCUGCUGGCGGCGCAGGAGGGGCACGCGGCGCUGGUGGAGCUGCUGCUCGAUGACUGGUCCGCGCCCGUCGACCAGCGGGCACAUGAUGGAAAAACUGCGCUCAGACUAGCGGCCCUAGAAGGCCACUUCGACACAGUACGAGCGUUGUACCAACGCGGCGCCGACGCAGACGCCUUAGACGCCGACCGGCGCAGCGCAUUAUACGUUCUAGCGUUAGACAAUCGCCUGGCUAUGGCAAGAUUCCUGCUAACGGAGUGUGGAGCUCGCGCGGACACUACAGACCUGGAGGGUCGAACUCCGCUACACGUGUCGGCGUGGCAAGGGCACGUCGACAUGGUGAAUUUACUCAUAAAAGUUGGCGGCGCUGACGUAGACGGACGCGACCGGUGUGGAAGAACAGCGCUACAUGCAGCAGCGUGGCGCGGUCGCGGCGCCGUGCUGGCGGCGCUGCUUGCACACGGCGCCGACACUGCCGCUGUUUGCACACAAGGCGCCACUCCGUUAGGUAUCGCAGCCCAGGAGGGUCACGAGGAAUGCGUGUUGUGGCUGCUGCAGCACGGAGCGGAUCCCUUGCAGGCUGAUCAUUGCGGCCGCACGCCGGGCACGGUGGCGUGGCGCGCCGGCCACGCGCACAUCAGCCGCCUGCUGGAGCGCGCCGCGCCCGCGCUGCUGCCCGAACACAACACCAAAGACUCUCCAGAGUACAAGCGUCGCAGCACACACAGCAACUCUACCAAAUCGUCCGCCGGCUCCACCAGAGACCACGAGCCACCACCCGAUCUCACACACCACGAAAAGCCAAACCGAGCGAAUCUAUCGCUCUCUUUCGCGCAACAGGUCGCACGAUGUGGCCGAAGCAGGCGCGAGAAAGAGAGAGAAAACGUGAUACCCGAACAUCAUGCCGUCGAAAAGGAUUCUAAACUUAGGAGUUACGCAGCCAACGAACGCGACGCCGACCUACGCGGCUACGCGUGCGAGCGAGACAGACGGCGCGACGAGCGCCACGGCUACCCGUGCGACAGAGACAACAUGAGUCCGCUCUACGCGUCCCCGCCGCGGAGCCCUAUCAGCGACAUUUGUAGCCCCACACAGCCCACACAUGGUUCUCAACCCCCAAGCCUGACAGCUCAACCUGUGUUGACGGACACACACUUCAACCGCGAUACACAUAUGCGUAUCAUACUCGGACGGGACACGAAGCCACAGCAAGAACGAGAUAGUGUCGCAGCAUCCAAGAGCCGGCAGGCGUACAACAGGCUUGUAGGCAGUUUGGGGCGAGCGAGAGGGCGAAUAUUUAAGAAAACUAAGGGAAAGAGGAACGGUAUCGUGACCAAUCCGGCGAUGAGACUUGUUGCGAAUGUCAGAAACGGCCUGGACAGCGCCGCCGCCAAUAUCCGUCGCACAGGGGUAGCUCUGGCAGCUAGCGCCAGCUCUGCCAACCCAGCUGUCAAAACCAACGCCUUCCAGUGGAGGAAAGAGACGCCGCUAUAAACUAGAGCGAGAGGCAAGGACGGAGUAAUAGAAAGUUAUGUUAAGACAAAGAUCUCUAGAGAAAGAUAGGGCGUUGAUUUAGUCCAUUUUUUCGCGUGAAGAAGAAAAACGUUAGCGUCAGAUAAGUAUGGUUCGUGUCAUACAAGAUGACGCGUAGAUUUGUCAAAUUUAACCUUUAAUUACAUGUCAAUACGCGUCUUCAUGAAUGACACGAUCUAUACAGACCAUGUAUUUUUUAAGUAAAUAUGUAAGAGAUAACAAAUUGGUAUUUAACAGUUGACUAUUUUUUUUAUACUACGUCGGUGGCAAACAAGCAUACGGCCUGCCUGAUGGUAAGCAGUCUCCGUUGCCUAUGUACACUUCCAACUCCAGAGGAGUUACAUGCGCGUUGCCGACCCUAAACCCCCUCGUUGAGCUCUGGCAACCUUACUCACCGGCAGGAAUACAACACUAUGAGUAUGUAGUAGUAUUGCCAUUUUUGAUUAAACAGCGAAUACUAAAUGGCCUAAUAUUUUCUUAGGUUAACAAUUAAGGCAAAUUAAAUGAUAUUGAACGUUGACGGCAAAAAUCAUCAUUCAUGGGAGGAAGAGUGAUCUGUACAAAUACAGUCUGAUUAGAGCUCAAAGAUAUCUGAACACGCACUCUAACGCUUUAACAAUAGAAGCUUGUUCAGAUAUUUGUGAGCGCCUUGGCUGUUCCGAUAUAUCUGAUGGCGAAAAAAGUGGGAAAUAAUGAAUUGGUAUUGACUAAUCAAAGAAAUUAACGAGAAAAUGGUGUAAUGUUGGUUGUUUAUAUUAAUGAUAUUAACGAUUAUGUCGGUCUAAGGGAAUUAUACUAAACUAUUAUCUUAAAGACCUGGCAAAAGUUUCAUUUCAUUUAGACUAUGAUAUUAACAAUAUUAUUUAUAAGUUAUGUAAAUAUCAUUUAAUUGUUUAAGUGUGUGUAGUUGGAAUCUGAGAUAUUGUGUAAUUUUAUGAUUUUGAUAUUUUUAUAUGAUGUGACAUACUGUUUUUUUAUGUAUUAUAGUUUGUCUAUGUGAGCCAAAUUAAAAGUAUAAACUUUGA